Helicoverpa zea (corn earworm) is the source of this 740-nucleotide messenger RNA. RefSeq names its product apolipoprotein D-like. Gene Ontology annotation, molecular function: pigment binding. NCBI's taxonomy places the organism in Eukaryota, Metazoa, Arthropoda, Insecta, Lepidoptera, Noctuidae. The transcript has 4 exons. The record is from RefSeq and is a predicted model, not a curated record. The coding region runs from base 116 to 733 and encodes 205 amino acids.
UUGUAUUCCGUGCAGUGGCGAGCGCGGCGGCAACCAAUCUCGUGUUGUACAAAUAAUGUGUAGUGUUUACAUAACAAGUGUGCUGCGCUGAACGUUCGACUGCAGUGCUCGUGCGAUGGGGGCCGCGGGAGUGACCGGCUUCAGGAUAUACUGUGUACUGUUCUGCACCAUCAUCAAAGCGGUGAUCAGCACGGGGCUCGGCAAGUGCCCCGUCUACCCACCUCUACCCAACUUCGAUAUACAGCGGAUGACCGGCACCUGGUACGAAGUGGAGCGAUCCUUCUACCUGGUGGAGAUCACGGCGAGCUGCACCGAGCUCGACAUAGCGCUCAACGACAGGGGAUACCUGCUCAUCACUAUCAAUACUGUUAACAAAUGGACCAACAGUCCGUCAACUCACCACGGCAUCGGCAUCCCGAGCCACAACACGUCGUCGAUAUUCCGGUACAAGCUGAACAACCGCGUGCCGUACAUCAUCGGACGCUUGCUGCCCGGCGCCGGCGUCUACAACAUACUGUUCACGGACUACGACCAGUUCGCGAUUGUGUGGUCAUGUACCAGCGUCAGUAUCGCACAUUCAGAUCACAUCUGGGUGCUGGGUCGGCGGCGUGAGAUCGAGGCGCCGGUGCGCGCGCAGAUCUACGCCAUCAUGCAGGAGCUGCGCCUCGACCCCGACCGCCUCAUCAUCUCCAAGAACAACAACUGCACCGAUAUACGCGAUAAUAAAAUUUAGUUUGUAA